Messenger RNA from Carlito syrichta (Philippine tarsier), 3130 nucleotides. It is a transcript of the gene KAZN, whose product is annotated as kazrin, periplakin interacting protein. NCBI's taxonomy places the organism in Eukaryota, Metazoa, Chordata, Mammalia, Primates, Tarsiidae. The record is from RefSeq and is a predicted model, not a curated record. Bases 4 to 3057 code for a protein of 1017 amino acids. Gene Ontology annotation, molecular function: protein binding. The transcript is spliced from 19 exons.
GGGAUGGUGGGGGGCACCUCGUGUUCACAAGGACCACCCCCUCCACAUCCCUUGGGGCAGCUUCCACGAAGGUGGGAAUUUCAGGCUUUCUCUCGUCUGCUGUUGGGAGGCCUUCCAGAGAGGCCAGCUAGAGGACGCCGAUUGUGGCGACUCCUCGGAGCCCCGGCGAAUGGCACCAACCCAUCAGGUGCUACAGCAGGCCCCAGUUUGGAGAAAAAUCACAGCCAGAAGGGUACAACAGUGCUCCUGCGGGAAGAAGUGUCCCGGCUCCAGGAGGAAGUCCACCUCCUCCGGCAGAUGAAGGAGAUGCUGGCCAAGGACCUGGAGGAGUCACAGGGCGGCAAGUCCUCCGAGGUCCUCUCGGCCACCGAGCUCCGGGUGCAGCUGGCCCAGAAGGAGCAGGAACUGGCUAGAGCCAAGGAGGCUUUGCAGGCCAUGAAAGCCGACCGGAAGCGCUUGAAGGGUGAGAAGACAGACCUGGUGAGCCAGAUGCAGCAGCUGUAUGCGACGCUGGAGAGCCGGGAGGAACAGCUGCGCGACUUCAUUCGCAACUAUGAGCAGCACCGCAAGGAGAGCGAGGACGCAGUCAAGGCCCUGGCCAAGGAGAAAGACUUGCUGGAGCGUGAGAAGUGGGAGCUGCGGCGCCAGGCCAAGGAGGCCACGGACCACGCCACGGCCCUGCGCUCCCAGCUGGACCUCAAAGACAACCGGAUGAAGGAGCUGGAGGCCGAGCUGGCCAUGGCCAAGCAGUCGCUAGCCACACUGACCAAGGACGUGCCCAAGCGACAUUCCCUCGCCAUGCCGGGCGACACGGUGCUCAACGGCAACCAGGAGUGGGUGGUGCAGGCGGACCUCCCGCUGACCGCCGCCAUCCGGCAGAGCCAGCAGACCCUCUACCACUCCCACCCCCCCCACCCUGCAGACCGGCAAGCGGUCAGGGUGAGCCCCUGCCACUCCCGACAGCCCUCUGUCAUCUCCGACGCAUCGGCCGCCGAGGGUGACCGGUCAUCCACGCCGAGCGACAUCAACUCCCCGCGACACCGGACGCACUCCCUCUGCAACGGCGACAGUCCCGGCCCGGUUCAGAAGAACCUGCACAACCCUAUUGUACAGGGCAGAGAACAGAGGGCACCAGCUUGUGGGGACCCGCGCCUCACGUGGGCCUCGGAAGCCAGCAGCAGCGCCCCCAAGAGCGGCACAGAGAGGCUCCCUGACGAGAUGCACAGCCAGGAAGGGGCAGAGGAGGGGGCCAAGCCCACGGAAGUCCGAGUUCUGAGCAGGAGGUCCACCCGGCUCCUCGUACCCGCAGCCGACGACCGUUCUGCCCAGUGUGGGGUGGACCUGUGGGCCUUGCCUGGGGCCUGUGGUGUUCCAGGGAGCCUGGACCAAGCCAAGCUGUGUGGGGUGCACGUGUGGACCCCACUUGGCCUCUGGCGUUCUCAGAGCCUGGACUCCAUGGAUAACCUGAGUUGUGAAGCCAGCCCCCCGCAGUCUGACCUGCUUGUCUGCCGUUUCUGGGACACCCUUUCUCUCCCCACAGUUUGCUCCUGGAAUCUACCCCCCAUCCUCCAGCGCUGCCCUGACGUCUCCCUUCUCCACCUUCCCUGCCCCUUUAGCUCCCUGACUUGGGGUGAUGUCACCAAGCACUGCGGGGUCCGGCAGCGACAGGGGCUCGACAACCAGGAGGACAGACUGGUGACCUCCCCAGGGGGUGUCCUGUUCCGGUGCCUGUGGCUGAUCUCAGUGGGACUUGGAGUCCUGGGCCUGAUCGAAAAGACUUCCCUGCAAGCCAAGCAUCCCUCGGGACCCUGCACCAGUGCUGGGCUUAGGCCUGUGCCCCCUGGCCGGGUGGCCUUCUCACUAAGUGGAGACCCGGGACCCCGGUGGGGCUGCAGACUCAGCUGCUGCUGUGUCCAGAUCUCCGGGUGCCAUGGCAACACAGAUGCUCAGACUGACUCGGACAGCCAGAGCAGCCCGACGCGGCAGAGCCUCAGCCUGUCUGAGGGCGAGGAGCAGAUGGACCGGCUGCAGCAGGUGGAGCUGGUCAGGACCACGCCCAUGUCCCACUGGAAGGCGGGGGCCGUGCAGGCCUGGCUGGAGGUGGUCAUGGCCAUGCCCAUGUACGUCAAGGCCUGCGCGGAGAACGUCAAGAGUGGGAAGGUGCUGCUGAGCUUGAGUGACGAGGACCUGCAGCUGGGCCUGGGCGUGUGCAGCUCCCUGCACCGGCGCAAGCUGCGCCUGGCCAUCGAGGAUUACCGCGACGCCGAGGCAGGCAGGAGCCUAUCCAGAGCGGCUGACCUGGACCAUCACUGGGUGGCCAAGGCCUGGCUGAACGACAUCGGCCUGUCCCAGUACUCCCAGGCCUUCCAGAACCACCUGGUUGAUGGGCGGAUGCUGAACUCCCUGAUGAAGCGGGACCUGGAGAAGCAUCUGAACGUGUCCAAGAAGUUCCAUCAGGUCAGCAUCCUGCUGGGGAUCGAGCUGCUGCACCAAGUGAACUUCAGCAGGGAGGCCCUCCAGGAGCGCCGGGCCCGCUGCGAGACACAGAACAUUGACCCCGUGGUCUGGACCAACCAGCGGGUGCUCAAGUGGAUACGAGACAUCGACCUGAAGGAGUACGCCGACAACCUGACCAACAGUGGCGUCCACGGCGCUGUGCUGGUGCUGGAGCCCACGUUCAAUGCUGAGGCCAUGGCCACCGCCCUGGGCAUCCCCAGUGGGAAGCAUAUACUCCGGAGACACCUGGCAGAAGAGAUGAGUGUCAUCUUCCACCCAGCCAACUCCACAGGCAUCCGGGAAGCUGAGCGCUUCGGGACGCCCCCCGGACGGGCCUCCAGCGCCACCCGGGCGGGGAAGGAGGAGAGCGGAGGGCUCAAGUACAAGGCCGGCCGGCUGCCCCUAGGGAAGAUAGGAAGGGGCUUCAGCAGCAAAGAGCCCGACUUCCAUGAGGACUAUGGCUCUCUUCAAAAUGAAGACUGUGCUGAGGACGACCCCCAGGGCAGGCUGGAGCAGUGCCGUCUGGAAGGCUACAACAGCCUAGAGGUCACCAACGUAUAAGGAACCGGCAGGCCAGCAUGGAGAGGCCUGGGAGGGAGAGUAGCCGGGGCCCAGGUGCCAUCCCCACUGUACA